Messenger RNA from Xenopus tropicalis (tropical clawed frog), 1490 nucleotides. RefSeq names its product 5-hydroxytryptamine receptor 3A gene 2 (gene htr3a.2). The transcript is spliced from 3 exons. The record is from RefSeq and is a predicted model, not a curated record. Gene Ontology annotation, cellular component: postsynaptic membrane; membrane. The coding region runs from base 1 to 651 and encodes 216 amino acids. Lineage: Eukaryota; Metazoa; Chordata; Amphibia; Anura; Pipidae. Gene Ontology annotation, biological process: monoatomic ion transport.
AUGGCUCUAGACAUCCUUGGAUUUUAUCAACCUCCAGAGAGUGGGGAAAGAAUUUCUUUCAAGAUCACCCUGCUUUUGGGCUACUCUGUCUUUCUUCUUAUUGUAUCAGAUGAAUUACCUGCAACACCUGGGGGAACACCACUGAUAGGAAUAUAUUUUAUAGUCUGUAUGGCUCUACUUGUAAUCAGCAUGGCAGAGAGCAUUUUCAUAAUUCGAAUAAAUCAUAAGCAGCAUCUACAGCCUGAGGUUCCCAAGUGGAUAGAGAGACUGGUCCUGGAGAAGAUCACUGCCUUAUUGUGCAUCAAAAACAAAAAGAAAUUUAGACCACCAUCACAGGGAGUGGAAAGCGCUAGCACUGAGCAAUUAUCCAAAUACAACCUUGAAAAUGUUGCCGGCUGCAAUAACUCUACGGGGCUUAUUUUGCCAAUGAAAGAAAACCGUGACAUGCUGGAUAGUAUCCUACAGGAGGUUAUCAGCAUCAGGAAAUCUGUGGAAAUCAGUUCCAGUCAUGACAGUGAGGUGGAGUGGCUACAGAUUGCAUACGUGCUUGACAUCCUCCUAUUUAGAAUGUAUCUGGUAGCAGUGUUUACAUAUUUCCUUACUUUAGGAAUCAUGUGGUCUAAUUGGCACAGAUCCAUGCCAAACAUUUAGCCUGUGCCUGUACAGACAGUAGUAUGUAGGCAAGUGUGUCCCUCAUAUUCACUGAAGUUCAUAAUGCCUUACGAAUUCUUUAAGUAAAUGUUAACUGCAAAAUAUUCAGGCACAAAUUCUUUAACUUCAACAAAAUAUUUAACAACAAUGAUAAUGUCUGAUUAAGACCAGGGGUGAUUUGUAGUGAGAUUAGUCAGACACCUAUUUCUUUCUUCUUUUUUGUCUUUUUAAAUGCAAAGUAAGAAACUCAACCAAAAUUGAGACUACUAGUAUAUGCAGUAUUGCAAUGACAAUCAUGUCCAUUUAUGAAGUCCUAUCUCCACUGAAUACUAUGCAGAGAAAAUUCUUAAUAAAUACAACUUCUAUAUUCACCUUAUAGAACUCAUGCUCACAGUCACUAAUGUUCUUCUGUGUAACUCAUUUAUAUGAGGAAUUGCUUUUUGUAUUUCUUUAGGCAGAUAAAUUGUAAAGAAUGAGCUUAUUUGGAUUUUUUUGUAACAUUAAUUGUUUCAUCAAGUACUGGCACCAGCUGUAUUCCAAGUUCUCCAGGAUAUAUGUGAGAUUUAUCAGAUUAAAGUGUGAAAUCAGAGCUUCACAAGUAGCUUCACCACUUUCUAUUAAGUCCUAUGGGUUUUUUUUCGAGAGGCAUGUUUAUGAAUGGGUCUAUUUGAUAAAUACACCUCUAACAAUCCCAUAGAAAUGAAUAGAGAGCAAUACAAUUUUACUGCGAUGAGCUCUAAUUUCAAACAUUAAUAAAUCUGCCCCAGUUAUUAUAAAGAACACACUGUUAGUUACAUUUUGUAAAUACUGUAAAAUAUUUGGGCCAGGUGCUCUUGGUG